AUGGUCUCUCACUCUCUCUCUCUCUCUCUCUCUUUCUUUUUUCUCACUCUUUCUCUCUAUCACUUUCUCCCCCUCUCUCUUUCUCCCCACCCUGUCUUUGAUUUAUCUCUCUCUCUCUCGAUUUUCUCUUUCCCUACUUUUCACUUUUUUCACUCUUUCUCUCUCUCUCUCUUUGAUUUCCCCUCUUUCUCAUCUCUUACCCCUUAUCUCUUUGUUUUCUUCCUUGACUUGAUCAUUCUCUUUCUUGCCUCCCUUCACUCCCACCUUCCUAUUUCUUCUCAUUCCAUCCGCCCGUCUUGUCUCUCGACUUCGAUGUCUCUUCAUUUAUCUCAAUUACAAACGCACUCGACGCUUGCCCAGAGCCACAUCGCCGCCAACGAAUCAACCUCUGAUUCAAGCACUUCUCUAAACCCGUUCCCCCUAAACAGUCUCUCUCCACAUUCUCCUCUCUCUCUCUCUCUCCCCUCUCUAUCAUUUUCGCACUUUCUUUCUUUGUCCGCCGCCGUCUCUUCUUCCUAUCUUACUAUCUGUUCCACUCUGAUCAUGUUUUGUCUCUCUCUCUCUCUCUCUCUUUCUUUCUCCUCUUUCUCCCUCUUUCUUUCUGUUUCUCUGACCCCUCCUCUCUCUCUCUCUCUCUCUCUCUUUCUCAUUUUUCUCUCUCGUUCUCACCCUUUCUCUAUUUCUGUCUUUCUUUUUUCUCUCUCUCUCUCUCUCUCUCUAUCUUUCUCUCUAUUUUUCACUCUCCCUUUCUCGUUCUCUCUCUCUUCCCUCUCACCCUUUCUCUCUCUCUUUCUCUUACUCAUUCUCUCUUUCUCUCUCUCUCUCUCUCUCUUUUUCAGUCUCUCUAUUGUAUCUGAUUAUAUAGGUUCAAUAUAUUUUGCCCAAGUUUAUUUGAUGAUAUUGUAA
Messenger RNA from Acanthosepion pharaonis, 906 nucleotides. NCBI's taxonomy places the organism in Eukaryota, Metazoa, Mollusca, Cephalopoda, Sepiida, Sepiidae. The record is from the annotation of a GenBank genome assembly.